AUGCGAAAGAUCAGACGGGAGGGGUGCGUUCAUCUGGGGAUCGGACGGCGGAGGGGGAUCGCAGACGGAGCGACGGGGGAGGGAGGGGCAGGAUGGGUGGUGGGAGAGGGUGGGACAGGCGGAACGAAGGAGGCAGAGAGUGGGAGGGUAGGAAGGAAGGAGAUAGGGAGGGUGGGGGGAGGAGGAGAGAGUGGGAGAGUAGAGGUGGGGGUGAUAGGGGGUUACAGAGGGGGAGGGGAGAGGGGAGAGGACGGGAAAGUAGGAGCGGCGGUGGAAGGGAGUGGGAAAAGAGGGGAAUGGCGAGGGAGUGGGGGAACGGGAGAGGAGAGAACAGAAGCGCGGGUGGCGGAGAGUGGGAGAACAGAAGCGCGGAUGGCGGAGAGUGGGGGAACAGAAGCGCGGGUGGUGGUGGGCGGGGGGAGAGGGGCGGCGCGAGAUCAUGGGAGCAGCGCGGGUCGAGGAGCAGUCGAGAGCAUGAGAUGGAGAAGCGGGAGCGGAUGGGGCAGGGGGGGCGCGGAGUGGGGGAUGGCGCAAGCAGCGGGAGCGGUAGCAGGGGGAGCUGGGGAGACAGGGGGAGCAGGGAGGACAGGGGGAGCAGGGGGGGAAGGGGGGGACGGGGGGGGAAGAGGGGGAAGCAGAGGAAGGGGGAGCAGGGAGGGAAGGAGCAGCUGGGAGGGCAGGGGGAGCAGUGCGGGGAGGAGCAGCUGGGGGGAACGGGGGAGCAGGGGGGGAAGAGGGGGUAGAGGGAGCGGUGGGGGAAGGGGGCGCGGAAGGGGCAUGGGGGGCAGAGGGGACAUGGGGAACGGGGAGAGUAUGGGGGAGAUUGGCAGGGGAAGUGACAGCAUGGCAGGCGCGCGUAGGAAUAGAUGGGGGGAGGGAGAAACCGGGGCAAUACUAGCUGCGGAAAGUGAGGGGUGGGGGGAGAUUGGAACGGGGAUAAGGGGAGCAGCGGAAGGACGUCGGAAGGUGGGGGUGGUAGGUGUGAAAGGGGCGGAAAGGGGAGAAAGGGGAGAAGGGGCGGAGGCGGCGGAGGGGGAGGAGGGGUACAAGGGGGUGUAUUGGGUGAGCGGCAGUGGGUAUAAGGGCACGGGGAGGGAUCGACGGCGCGAUGUGAGUGGCGCUCUGGGUACCAGUGCGGAUGGGAAGAGGUGGAUGGGGGACGGAGAUGAGGGGGAGGAGGAGGAAGAAGAGGAUGAGGAGGAGGAAGAGGGGGAGGAGGACGAAGAGGAGGAGGAGGAAGAUGAAGAUGAUCCCGGGGGUUUAAAGGAGAGGGACCAGGAGGGUGCUGCUGACAUGGCAAAGUUAAAGGUGGCGUGGCUGAUUGAUGAGCUGGCGGUGCUCCGGCCAGCAGCGAUCGUGAAGCUGCUGAACGCGCAGCGGGCGUGGAUAGGCAUGGAGCAUGUGGAGGGGGUGGUCAGGGGGCUGUUGGGACGAGGGGAGACUCUUCGGGCCAUCCGGGCGCUCAAGUGGGCGCGCCAAACCGCCUUCUACGCGCCCAUCCCCUCCCUCUAUGCUGACAUGCUAGACGCAGCAACGGCCAAUCAGCACGUGCCACGCGCGCAGGAGCUCUUUGACAUGAUGCUGACUCACGGGCUGGUGCCGCCUAGAAGAAACUACGAGGGGCUAAUCCGAAUGUUCUUAAGAGAAAGGCGACGGUUGCAGGAGGGGAAGGGCCCGAGUGGGGAAGGGGAGGAGGAAGAUGGAACUGGAGGGGUAUGCGAAGGUCGGGAGGGGAGCAGAGCGGUGGAGAGCGGUGCAGAGGCUGGGAAAGGGCCCGGGGGGUUCACGGGGUUCAAGGAGAUGAAACAGGCUGAGAAGGCGGCGGCAGAGGUGGAGAGGGGUUGGGAGGUGUACCGGCAGAUGAAGCAGUUUGCCGAGCUCACACCCAGCAGGGCUGUACAGGAGGAGAUCUGGGCAGCACUGACCGGAGGAGGCGGUGUUACUCUCAGGGGCAGCUCUGGGCGACACUUGGUGAAAUCAGAAGAGUUGCUGAGAGACAUGGAGGCUGGGGAGGGGAUGGGGGACGGGGAGGGGGGAGGGGAGGGGGAAGCGGAGGGGGAAGGGGAGGGAGAAGGGGAGGGGGGAGUAGAGGGGGAGAAGGAAAAGGAAGGGGUGCGUUUGCGUAUUGAUUCCCGUGCCCGUGCCGCCCGGUAUGCGCUACUGUUGCGCCACGCCGGCCUUGCAGAUAGAGUAGCAGAUGGCAAAGCGGUGAUGGUGAGAGCUUAUAACGCGUAUGUGGAGGGUUUGGUGGGUGCGGGGGAGAUGGGGAGGGCGGAGGAGGUGGUGGGGGAGAUGGCAGCUGAGGGAAUCCCUGGGGUGCACCUGAGGGAGGCUUAUCUGUCGCUGCUGAGAGGGUAUGUUCAGAUGGGUGGGGGAGGGGGAGGGGAAGGGGGGGUAGUGGAGGGGAUAGAGCAGGGAGGGGGGAUGGGAGAAGGUGGGGAAGGGGAAUGGAGUGGAGGGGAGGGGAGGGAAGAGGCACGGAAGUCUUUGGAGGCGGUGGGUGGGUGUUUCCGAGCCAUGGUUCAGGCUCGGUGCGAGCCGAACCAGGAGGCUUGGAACCUGUACAUCCGGGCGUUGAUUCAGGCUGGGAAGGUUGAAGAAGCUCUGAAGGUGUACAGAGCGAUGCAGAGCGUUGAAGAGGCGACGAAGAAGAGAAAGGAGAAGAGCAAGGGUGAGGGGAGGAAGAACGCGAAGGGGGUAGCGGCGGGUGCAGGGACGAGUGCAGUAGGGGGUGAGGGGGUGGGUGACGCGGGGAGGGUUAUGGUGAUAGGUUCGGAUUUGGAAGGAGGUUUGGCGGUGAGGUUCGGGCCGAACCAGGAGACGUACAACUUGGUGAUUGCGGCUGCUGGCGCCGCUGGUGAAGUUGACACGGUGCGAUCCGUCUACACCGAUUUGAGGGGCGGCGCUCCUCUAGCUGCCCGUGCUCCCGCUGCUGCUUCUGCUGCUGCUUUCGAGGUAGGGGACACAGAGGAAGAGGGGGAAGAAGAGGGAGAAGAAGGAGAAGCAGGAGGGGCAAUGGUGAGAAGCGCGCCUGCAAAGCUUAAAGCCCGACUACUCGGUCCGGCGAGGCAAGCCGCCCUGCGAGCGGUCGGCAGGCGGCGUCUGGUAGCGGACGAAUCUGCAGGGCUGAAGCUCUCGCAGGAGCAACGCCAGAUCUUAUCCGGGCUGAUCCUCGCUGGCGCUGACGUGGCGAGCGAUGACGGGGCCGCGACGGCGGCGGUGCGGUUUGCGGUGGCAGCGGGGGACGAGAGGAAGGAGAGAGUGAUAGAGCACCUGUAUGAGGUGUUUAAGGAGUGGGCUGCUGGUCCGAUUGUGGAGGAGGAGGUGAGUGUGGAUGGGGGUGGGGAGGAGGGGAGUGGGGACUUGAGUGAGGAGGCGACUGGGCGGAUGGGGGGGAGAAACGAAGGGGAGGAGGGGGAGGAUGGGGGGAACGGGGAGGGGGAGGGCGAGGGUGGUGACAGGAAGGAGCAGGCUGUGAAUGAAUUCAGGGAGACAGGCAGCAUGGGCAGUGCAGUGGGCAAGACGCAGCAGGUGCUGACAUUCAGCACGGUGCCGCACCCCUCACUGGUGUUCUACCUGCACCAGUACCGCCCUGAGAAGCAGGACGGGCGGGCCGUGGUGCCCCGUCUUGUGCACAAGUGGCUCACCCCCCGCGCCCUCGCCUACUGGUACAUGUACGCGGGUCAACGCGGUCAAUCCAGUCAACGGGGAAAACUUGGUCAACAUAAUCAAGGGUCGAUUGUUCUGGAUGCGCGGAUGUAUCAGGCGAAGGAGGUGGCGCUUAUAGUGAAGGCGCUUAAAGCGAGGACUAUUGACUGCGCCCAGAGCAAGAGGGGCAAGGGGAGCAAAGGGCCGCGGGCUGUGAGGUUCUCGGGGCCCUCGGCUCAUUUCCUAUGGAAAUUCAUGGAGCCAUUUGUUUUGGAAGAAGUUAAGGAGGAAUUGAGUCCUGUGGGCGGGGAUAGAGGUGGAGGAGGGAAGAAGGGAGGAGGGAGAGUGGGGUUGGGGAAGUUUUCGGUGGGGGAGGGAGGGGUGGUGGUGGGUGAGGAGAAGUUUGUGGGCGGUGCAAAGGGUGUGGCGGAGGAGGAGGCUCAGGAGAGCGAGGAGGACAGGCGGGAAGGUUGGAUUCCCGAGCUACAGUCACAGUGGCAAGUCAAGGACCCCAUUUCGCCUGCCACGUCAGCACCACUCGGCCCGGAAACGGUCACUCCGCUGCUGUGCGACUGGAUUGCGCGAUACGGGACGGUGUUUGGAUUCGCCGCUGGCCCGCAACCGGCGCUGGUGCUCGCGGAUCCGGAUCUUGUGCAGCAGGUGCUGAUCGGACGGUCGGGAUGCUUUCAGAAGAUGCCGGCCGUGCAACGCGCGCUGAGCUUCGUGGGAGACGGCUUGCCGUUUGUUGACGGCGAGGAGUGGCUGCGGCAGCGCAAGGCCGUCAACCCCUCGUUCAGCCAUGGCGCCAUCAAGCACGCGCUCUCCCUGUUCCGCGAUUCCAAUUUCCCCGGGAUUCCUUUUUCUUCCCCUCCCCUUCCGCAGCACGCGCUCUCCGUGAUGAACCGCCAGGCGCGCAAGGGCGUUGCGCGGCUGCUGCAGCGAAUAGCGCGUGCAGGCGGCGAGGAUUCGAGCGGAAAUCAUGCGGCAGGUUCGGCGGACGGAGGGCGGGAUGCGGAAGAGCGCUCGACGCAAGGGGGGCGGUCCGCGCAAGGGGGGCGGACCGCACAAGAGGGGCGGUCCGCGCAAGGCCGCACGGAGCAAGAGGGGCGCGAGGUGGAGAUCCAGGAGGUGCUGUUCGCGGUGACUCUUGACGUCAUCGGCCUCGCCGUGCUCGGCACCGCCGUCAGCGGCGGCCGCGGCCGCGCCACCGCUGGCGUGAGCACGCUGAACGCGGGGAACGCGGCGGCAGAGGCGGCGGCGGAUGCGGAGGCGGAGAGAGAAGAGACUGCGGGGGAAGGGGAAGAGGAGGGCUGGGAGGGGGAGGAGGAGGAGGUGGAUGGGGCGAUGGUAGCGGGAGGAAGGGAAGGGGAGCGGGGAGGGGAGCGGGGGGUGGCGGGGAUAUACACGGUGCUGCACUCGCUGGUGAUUAAAGCCAUAGCGCGGUUCUUUUCAGGACGGGUCUUCAUCCCGCUCUACACGUACGUCUUGCUUACCGCUUUCCACCACUCCUUUCUCCUCUGUCUCACACCACCUGCUGCCUCCAUUCCCUUCGAGGCUCUUCAAAAGACCUUUCCCCUUCGACACUCGAAUCGCACGCUGUGGGCGGUGGAGCAGCGGUUCCGCCAGCUGUUUGGGGAGCUGAUCGCGCGCAGGGCGCAGGGGGGCGCGCAGGGGCGGCUGGGGAAAGACAUUCUGGCGGCGCUGCUGGCUGCGGAGAUGAGGCGCGAGGAGGAGACCCGCGCUGCUGCUGCUGCUGCUGCUGCUGGCGGUGGUGGUGGUGGUGGUGUGUUGUCGGCUGCUCUGGUGAACAGAGUGGUGAACCAGUGUGCGACACUCAUCAUGGCAGGCCACGAGUCAGUGGCAGUGCUGGUGAUGUGGAGCAUGUACCUGCUGGCCCGCCACCCGCACUGGCAGCACCGGCUCCGAUCCGAGGUGGUCCGCGUGGUGGGAGGCGGAGGAGGAAGGGAAGAGAGGGAGGCUGAGGCAGCUAAGGUUGCCGAGAAAGCUGAGAGGGAAGACGAUGUUGUGCGGGAUGAUGGAGCAGAGAGCAGCAGUAGCAGCGACAGCGGUGACAGCAGUAGUGGUGGCGGCAGCAGUGAGGAUGGCAUGGACAGUGACAGUGAGAGCGACGCCAGCAGCAGCAACAGCACAGCCAGAGCGAGGCACGGUUCUGUUCACGACAACGCAGUUCAGGCAGCACACACACAAGCAGCGGAGGCACCGGUAGCAGGCGCAAGAGAAGCCGAGGCACGAGCAGCAGCAGAACCAAGCAGAGCGGAGGUCACAUGGGAGCAGGCGGGGCAGCUGAAGGACAUGCACAUGGUGCUGCUCGAAACGCUUCGCCUCUUCCCCCCCGUGCCCGUCGUAACGCGCACGAGCAAGCAGGACGUGCGCAUCGGCCCCUACGUCAUUCCCAAGGGCAUGGACCUGUUCCUGCCUGUCGGGUGCUUGCAUGCUGACGAGCGGUACUGGGGGGCCGACGCACACGAAUUCAAGCCGGAACGGUUUCAAGACGGGCAGCAAGCAGCGUGCUCACACCCGCAGGCCUUCAUCCCUUUCUCCAGUGGUCCACGGGACUGCGUUGGAGCCAUGUUUGGACUUACCGAGGCUAAGAUCAUCCUCUCUCACUUACUCCUUAAAUGGAACGUCCAAUUUGUUAAGCUGGUCGCCAUGGAAAGGGCAACCAGGUCGCGUAGAGCUAUAGACUCCGCGACCACCUCUCGCAAGAGCGCGCUUGCGGAACUCGCUGCGCACCGCGCCAGCCGCCAGUCCGGUUCCGCUCCGCCGCCUGUCGACGGCGACGAUGCCGGCGAUCAGGGCGACCAGGCUGUGCGACGCAAGCGACGGAUCGACACGUUCGAGCUGAAGGAGGAGGAUCGCCUGUACGACGUCGUCGACGAGUCGGAGUACCAGAAAAUCGUCGCACAGCGUCGCGCGGCGGGCGAGAACUUCGUCGUGGACGACAACGGGUUGGGGUAUGCGGACACGGGUCUGGAGGACGUUUGGGAUCGACGCGAUGAGGACGACGACUCGUGGGACGAAGACGAGGACGGCGGCAGACGGAAGAAGAAAGAGAAGAAGCCUGCGGGGCCCAGGCCGCGCCGAGAGGGCGUCGCCGCGCGGAAGGCGCUUUCCGCAGCCGCGGCCAUGAUGGGGAAGCGCCGCGGCGCCUCCAACAUGUUCGCCGCUGCCGGCGCACGUGCCGGCGGCCGGCAAGCUUCGCAGGCACUGCCGGCCGGCGAGGCGCAAGCGGCGGAGGCGCUGCUGGAGGAGCUGAUUAACGAGAUCGGCGCGGACGCGCAUGAGCGCUUGCCCGACAAGAGAAGACGGAGAGGUGGCGGCGUGGCUGUGACCGUUACGCCCUCCGCGUGGCGUCCACUCGCGCAGCACGCGAAGCCCCCCGUCUACCCCGACGAUUUCCACGACGCACCUGUCGUCACACCGUCAAACGAGCCGGUCGUUUCUGCCGACCGACAGCAGCAGCAAAAGCAGCAGCCACCACCGGCGCCAUUUCCCGACGACUCACCCUUUCCCGAAAUGAUCCCUGCUGCUGGGGCACGUGAGCACGAAGGGGUGAAUGCCGGUACUGCUGGUGGAGGGGCAGGUACGGGUUCCGGGUCACCUAGUGCUAAAGGAGAAGCUAAUAGCAACGCCGGGGUAAACGGUGGUGGAGCUGGUAUGACGACAGGCGUUAACGUAGAGUCUGGAGAGGAAAAAGUAUCAGGAGCAGCGGCAGGUGAAGGAGCUGUAGCUGGGAGUGGUCCGGUAGACGGAGGGCAGUCAACCAAACCGGAUUCCGCCGAGGCAGGCCAGGCGCCGAAGCUGCAUGCUAGGCUCGGAGCGCUGGCUCAGGAGGAGAACGCGUCUGCGGCUUGGCACGCUGUCAGCCGAGGCUCGGCAGCAGGCUUGGCAGACGAGAAGGGUGGCAGCCCUGGCAGGGCCGGCGCAGCAGCGGGAUGGGAUAAAGGGGGAUGGACGGGGGCGGCUGUAGCAGGGCAAACGGCUGUAGCGGGGAGUGCGGCUGUAGCAGGGUCAGAUGCGCCCGUGAACGUGGAGGGGCUUCCGCUGGACGCAGAUGGGAAGCUUCCGUUCUUCUUCCUAGACGCGGUGGAGGAGUCUUAUGGCGCGCUUCAGGGCACGGUGUUCCUGUUUGGCAAGGUCCCUGUAAAGCAAGCCACGAACACCAGCAAUCCCAGCGCCAGCGGGUCGUUCGUGAGCUGCUGCGUGGGCGUGCAGGGCGUGCAGCGGUGCGUAUUCGCCGUGCCUCGCGAGGGGCUGUUUGAGGACCCUCAGCUGGCCGUGCUGGAGGCUGAGGAGCAGCAGGCCAGAGAGGAGGACGCGGGCAAGGCGGGGGGCGGGCAGAAGGGCAAGGGCGGUGGGGCGAAGGGGGGAAACAAGGGCGAGGAGGAGUCGGAGCGAGUGAAGGCUGCUCGACUCAAGAGGAUGCGCAAGCUGCAUGAGCUAGCCACGCCUCUCAAGGAGGAGAUCCGCCAGCGACUCAUGGAGCGCAACGUCUCCUCCUUCUGCAUGAUGCCAGUCAAGCGUUCAUACGCGUUUGAGAGGAAGGAUAUCCCACGAGGCGAGCAGUAUGUGCUCAAGAUCACAUAUCCUUACACGGAUGCACCUCUGCCUUCGGACCUCACAGGCACACACUUCAGUGCCCUGAUGGGCACCCACACCAGUGCGCUGGAGCUGCUACUGCUGAAGCGGCGUCUCAAGUGCCCCUGCUGGCUGACCAUCGAUCGCCCCACCCGCAUCCACCCCGCCUCCCAGAGGAGUCACUGCAGGGUGGAGGUAUCAGUGGCAUCACCCAAGCUGGUGGCGCCAGCAGCAGCAGAGCGCGACCCUCCGCCCCUGGUGGUGGCAUCGCUAAACGUGAAGACGGUGGUCAACCAUGGGAAGAACGUCAACGAGGUUGCUGCUGUUUCCGUGGUCUUCUGUAGAAACGCCAAGAUUGACCGGCCGAUGGCGCGCAGCGAGUGGAGUGGGUCGGCAUCGCUUGGCCACUUCUCGGUGCUGAGGCGGCUGGAGGGGGUGAUGUCCCCCGUGGGAUUUGAUUCUGCCAUCGCUGCAGCCAAUCAGAGGGCAGGGAGGGACGGGCCAGUGCUGAGCAAGAAGGGCAGCGAGAGGGAGCUGCUCAGCUAUCUGCUGGCGCGCAUGGGAAGGCUGGAUGCUGACGUCAUCAUAGGCCACGGGCUGGCAGCGUUUGACCUCACUGUGCUGCUGCAGCGCAUGCAGGCUUGUCGUGUGGGAAACUGGUCUGCGAUUGGUCGGCUCAAGCGCACCCAGAUGCCAAAGCUAGGGGGCGGCCCGGGCAGCAACUGGGGCGGCGGAGGGGCGGCGCCCGGCCUGCUGUCAGCUGUGGCAGGGCGGCUGCUGAUCGACACGAGCGUUUCGUCCCGAGAGAUACUGCCGAAGGAAGUGAGCCACUCGUUGUCGGCGCUGGCGGCGAGUCAACUGGGGCACACGCGGAGGGAGGUGGCUGCGGCUGAGGUGCCGGGGAUGUAUGGCAGCAGCGAGAGCCUCAUGAAGCUGGUGGAGUUGGUAGAGACAGACGCAUGGCUGGCCCUCACCCUCAUGUUCCAACUCUCCGUGCUGCCGCUCUCGCGCCAGCUCACCAACCUUAGUGGCAACCUCUGGAACCGCACACUGCAGGGAUCCCGGGCCCAGCGAAUCGAGUACCUCUUGCUGCACGAAUUCCACCGCCGGAAAUUCAUGCUGCCCGACAAGCUGACCACAAAAGAAAAAGAAGCGGCAGUCACUGCUGCUACAGCCUCGGGCAAGAAAAAGAAACGCAAAGGAGCAGGAGGGAAUGCUGGGGAGAAGCAAGAAAAGGCAGGAGGAGCAGGAGGAGCAGGAGAGGAUACCACGGUUACAGGGCGAGUGGAAGGGGGAGAGGAAGAAGAGGGGGAUGAUGAGGAAACUCCUGAGGGCGCUGAGGGAGGAGCAGUAGGAGCGAGGGGAAAGAAGGGAGGAGGAACAGGAGGAGGAGGGGGGGUUGGUGAGAGGAAGAAGAAGGGGCCGGGGUACGCAGGGGGGUUGGUGCUGGAGCCGAAGAGAGGGCUGUAUGAUAAGAUAGUGGUGCUGCUGGACUUCAACAGCCUGUAUCCCUCCAUCAUCCGCGAAUACAACAUCUGCUUCACCACCGUCGCUUGUCCCGAUGAUGCAUCCUCGCUGCCUCAACUACCCGACCCUGACCCCCCUGGGGUGCUGCCAGAGGUGCUGGGCAUGUUGGUGCAGAGGAGGCGGCAGGUGAAGGAUCUGCUCAAGAGGGAGAACGACCCGGACGAGAGGCAACGGCUGGACAUCCGCCAGCAGGCGCUCAAGCUCACUGCCAACAGCAUGUACGGCUGCCUGGGCUUCUCCAACUCACGCUUCUUCGCCAAGCCCCUCGCUGAACUCAUCACGUCAAGGGGUCGGGACAUCCUGCAGAGCACGGUGGAUCUGGUGCAGAACAACCUGAAUCUGGAGGUGAUAUACGGCGACACCGAUUCCAUCAUGAUCAACACUGGGCUGGACGACCCCAGCCAGGCCAUUGCUAUCGCCCACCGCGUCAAGAAAGAGGUCAACAAGCGGUAUAAGCUCCUGGAGAUCGAGAUGGACGGGCUAUUCCGAAGCAUGCUGCUGCUCAACAAGAAGAAGUACGCCUCCAUUAAACUGCUACUGGGAGCCGGCGAGCCCCCCAAGGUGCUUGGGGAGGUGGCAGAGCACAAGGGGCUGGACAUCGUUCGCAGGGACUGGAGUGUUCUGUCCAAGGAGAUCGGCGCCUACUGCCUCAAGCAGAUCCUCUCUGGCAGGCCGCGGGAGGAGGUGGUGGAGGCGAUUCACAAUGAGCUGCGCAACUUGGCUGCCAGGUUAAGAGCAGGGGAGGUGGAUCUGACAUCGUUCGUCAUCACCAAGACACUCACCAAGCCGCCCUCCGACUACCCCGACGCCAGCUCGCAGCCGCACGUGCAGGUGGCACUGCGGAGGAAGGAGGGGCGCACGGAGGGGUGCAAUGCGGGGGAUGCUAUACCCUACGUCAUCGCUGUGCCAAGGCAAUCAGGAAGUGAGGGAGCAGACGCAGCAGUGCCACCUGCUGGUCGCAGCGGUGCGGGUGGCAUAGCGGAGCGAGCACGGCAUGUGGACGAGUUGAGAAGUGCAGAGAGCGAGUGGGACGUGGACAGGGAGUAUUACCUGGCUCACCAGGUGCACCCCGUGGUGGCACGGCUGUGUGCGCCUAUCGAAGGCACGGACGCCGCUCGGCUGGCGGACUGCCUGGGGCUGGACUCCUCCAAGUAUCGGCAUGUGCAUGCAACAGCAUCAACGGUGCGAGAUGAUGCCAUGCUGGCAGCCUCCUCCAUUCUGGAUGAUGAUGAACGCUACGCGCGCCUCCCCCCGCUGCAGUUCCUCUGCCCCUCGUGCCGCUUCCCCUUCGCCUUCCCAGGCGUGCCUGCCAUCCCGCACGGGAGGGACCGGGAGCUGCUUGAGAGGGCUGGGGAGAGAGCAGGUGGAGCAAAAGGGAUAGGAGAGAGCAGAGGGGAGGAGGAGAAGGGAAGUGGAGGGGAGGGGAAGGAGGUAGAGGGGGGGAAAGAGGAGGAGAGGGAGGUGCAGCCGCUGGUGUGUCCGCGCUGCAAGGACGCCAAGCCGCUGUCGCCUGCCAUGCUCUCCAACCAGGUUAAGAGGCAGGCGGAGGCAUUCAUAUCGCAGUAUUACGACGCAUGGAUGCAGUGCGACGAGGAGACGUGUGGGUGUGUGUCGCAGAACAUGGCCACUCGCCUGGUGAACUCUGAGAGCUCCAGAGGGACGCUCUGCCCCAACUACCCCCGCUGCCAAGGCACCAUGCGCCGCCAGAUAUCCGAGGCGGACCUCUACCACCGCCUCUGCUACCUCCGCCACUCCCUUGCAGUCACACACACUCUGGCCAAGGUGAGGGACCCGGCGCAGUUAGCAGCAGCAGAGCGCAAGCUUCAGCCAAUCAGGAGGGCUUUGGAUGCAGCCCAUGGGGUGGUGGAGCGGAUGUGUGCGGGGUUGGGCAAGCAGUCAGCCUACAACCAUCCUUUGCUGGGGAAACCCAGAAACUCUUGCAUCUAA
Closterium sp. Naga37s-1 is the source of this 11721-nucleotide messenger RNA. The record is from the annotation of a GenBank genome assembly. NCBI's taxonomy places the organism in Eukaryota, Viridiplantae, Streptophyta, Zygnematophyceae, Desmidiales, Closteriaceae.